Messenger RNA from Parus major (Great Tit), 2179 nucleotides. Its product is annotated as zinc finger protein 467-like. Gene Ontology annotation, molecular function: DNA-binding transcription repressor activity, RNA polymerase II-specific. Gene Ontology annotation, biological process: negative regulation of transcription by RNA polymerase II. The record is from RefSeq and is a predicted model, not a curated record. The transcript is spliced from 7 exons. NCBI's taxonomy places the organism in Eukaryota, Metazoa, Chordata, Aves, Passeriformes, Paridae. The coding region runs from base 137 to 2179 and encodes 680 amino acids.
CCGCCCAUCCCGUCCCAACCCAUCCCACCGCCCAUCCGUCCAUCCGUCCAUCCAAGCCGCCCCUCCGGCAGCUCGGUACCGCCCCUCCGGCGGGGUGUUCCGUGCGGGCCCGGCGCGGCCGCAGCGCUGCGGGGCCAUGGCGGAGCUCCGGGCUCGCCUCGAGGCGCUGGAGCGGAGGAUGGAGCGGGCGGAGGCGGCGCUCCGGGACCGGCCCCUGGCGGCCCUGCGGCUCCACGGGGCGGUGCUGCAGGUCCCGGUGCUGUUCGAGGAUGUGGCAGUGCGGUUCAGCCGGCAGGAGUGGGCAAGCCUGGACGAGGGACAGAAGGAAAUGUACCGGAGCGUCAUGGAAGGCAACUACGAGAUGCUGGUGUCCCUGUACUGUGCCCUGUCCAAGCCUGAGCUGUUAUUACAGCUGGAAAGAGAAGAGCUGAGCACGGUGUCAGAAUUGGAGCCAGAGGCAGCAGAGGUGUCCCCAGAGCUGGCUGUAGAGCCAACCCGACAGAACUGCACCAGCGAUGACACACUGCUGGAGACAGAGACAAUGGAGAGGGGCUGCAGGGAGCCAGAGGAAAGUGGGAAUGUGGCAGAGGAAAGCAGGAACCUGGUGGAGGAAAGCAGGAGCCCAGUGGAGAUAAGUGGGAGCCUGACAGAAGAAAGUGAGAACCUGGUGGAGGAAAACAGGAGCCCAGCAGAGGAAAAGAGGAGCCCAGCAGAGGAAAAGAGGAGCCCAGCAGAGGAAAACAGGAGCCUGGCAGAGGAAAGUGGGAACCUGGCAGAGGAAAGCGGGAACCUGGCAGAGGAAAGUGGGAAGCUGAUGGAGGAAAGCAGAAGCCCAGUGGUCGCAGAGAUCUGCAGCAAACCACCCGUCCCUCUGGAAGCCGCUGCUGUCCUGGCGGAUCUCAGCCAGCUGUCCCCUCCCCGCCCGCUCUCUGUGCGCUGUCAGGAAGCUGUGGGUCAGAACUGUUCUCCUCCUGCAGCAGGAGAUGCUGAGGCGGCGAUCCCAAUGGAGGUGCCGCAGGAGAAGGUUGCUGCAGAGAAACCACCAAUACCCAAAACACCCUCUAAGGGUCCUGAAGAGGAUGAGGGUCCGGAAAAGGAGGCUGUGAAAGAUUCAGGGAAUACCGGCCAAGAUCUGGUGGCCAACAUUUCUGAAGAACCAGGAGAAAAGGUGACACCAGAUGUCCACAGAACAACAGAACAGGCAGAUCCCAGCCCCGGGGAGCCAAAGAAGGAUUCCUGCGUGGGCCGGCCGGCAGCCUGUCAGCGAAAUGCCACACGGGAGUUUUACUCCUGCCCCAUCUGCAGGAAAACCUUCCUGCUGAAGAUCAACCUCCUGAUCCACCAGCGUGGCCACACCAACUGGGUGCCCUAUGUCUGCGUCCACUGCGACCGCAAGUUCAUGUCCAAGAAGAAAAUCAGGCGGCACCUCCGUGCCUGGGCAGUCAACGGCACCUGCCAGCCCUCGGAUGCAAAGGUGUGUCCCAGCCAGGGCCCGUGCCCCUUGGAUGCGAAGGUGUGUCCCAGCCAGGGGCCGUGCCCAACAUCCCAGUGUCCAACAUCCCAGCCCCCAGCCUGGGCACCCAAUGGCACCUGCCAGCCCUCGGAUGCGAAGGCGUUUCCGAACCAAGGGCUGUGCCCGGCAUUCCUGCCCCAAACCUGGGCAGCCAAUGGCACCUGCCAGGCCUCGAAGCCGGAGGAGUGUCCCAGCCAGACCCUGUGCCCGUCCUCCCAGCCCCAAACCCAGGGCAGGGACUGUGGCACCGUGUGGCAGGAGCCUGGCCCUGCCAGGUGCUCGCUGUCCUCUGGAAAAAUGAUGUACACAUGCAACGAGUGCCUGGAAACCUUCUCCAGCCAGGGCUUCCUGACGGUGCACCAGCGCCGGCACUCCGGCCACCACCUCAUCCUGUGUCCCUGCUGCAACCGCAGCUUCACCUGGGUCUCGGACUUUGUCCGGCAGCACUGGACGCACAUGGGUUUCCGGCCCCACCAGUGUGGCAUCUGCCAGAAGACCUUCAAGAGGUUCUCCCACCUCAAGGCUCACCAGAGGAUCCACAGGCGGCAGGAGCGGCCGUUCACCUGCGCUAACCCGGUGCCCAUGGCGGCGGCACCCGCAGCAGGAGACAGGGUGGGAAACCAGGACGUGACCCCCCAGGGCUGGGGCACUGCUGUCAGACCUUGA